UGAAUGGCAGCACAGCGCGUGGAAGCCCGUGUCUGUGCGUGACCGUGCGUGGUGAUCGUGCGCGCGUGCGUGCGGAGUCGAGGCCGUCUCGAGUGGGUGUCGUGCAGAGCGUCGCGUCAGAGCCGCGCGUGCGUCUUUCGUCUGCUCCGUCAACUGAUCGGUAUCAGCUGCGAAUGACAGUCAUGGUGUAAAGGCCAGGUCUCUUUACACUCGCUGUUGUUGUCGGCCUUUCUGCUUGUCAUGGAAGUUGGCGCGAAAAAUACCUAACUUUUGAACGACGAAUUAUUUUCCUGAGGCGCGCCGACUCGCGCUCGUGGUUGCGGUGCCGUUCUCGGCCUCCUCCGCGCCAAAGCAAGCCGCUGCUGGCAGCCUCGGCGGGGGGUCACGUCCGGUCACAUCCGGUCCCUUUUGUCGCCGCCAUGGAGAACAGUAUGGAGCAGCCGGACCCGGACUACAUCAAGAUGUUCGUCGGCCAGCUGCCGCGCUCCAUGGACGAGGCCGACCUCACCAGGCUCUUCGAGGAGUUCGGUCGGGUCCACCAGAUCAACGUGCUGCGGGACAAGAACACCGGACAGAGCAAAGGAUGCCGAGUCCGUUCUGGUCCGGGUUCGGCUGGGGCGGCGCCGGCGAGGCCGCGUCCCCGGAGGACGAGAAGCACGUCUACGGGUCACCGGGGGCGCUGGGCCCCAAGAGCAUCCACGAGGGCGUGCUGCAGAUCGGCUCUCAGGCCUGUCACAUCCUGGUGCACCGCAUCGACUCGGCCGCAGCAGAGGCGCUGCAUCGGACAGAGGCCCUGCAUCGGCACCACCAGGGUGGCGGGCGCGGGCACCAGCGUCACGCUGAGCGUGGCCCGCGCCGUCCGGGCCUCGGCCACGACCCCGAGCAGUACGUCGUGCUGCUGUCCGACCCGAGGUCCGACCCGAGGUCCGACCCGAGGUCCGACCAGCCCCCGAGGCCCUCAAGGCACAGGCCGUCGACCUCAGCCACGUCGCCGCUCGCCUACAAGCCGUCCAUCCCCGCGGUAUGCAAUGUCUCAUCGACAGAGUAGACAGAGCAGCUCUCUCGCCCGUCUCUGGGGUCUCAAACCGUCUCAAACUCGCAAAAAGGAGUACCCAAAUGGUAUUCAAUUUAGAACCUUGAGGAGGUGACGAGUCGUACCCGGUUGAGAGCGAGAUCAACUAGAGUCGUGGGCACUUUUCGUUCCGGAUUCACUCGUGCAGCGCG
Molecule: messenger RNA, 1224 nt
Organism: Frankliniella occidentalis (western flower thrips)
Lineage: Eukaryota; Metazoa; Arthropoda; Insecta; Thysanoptera; Thripidae
Product: CUGBP Elav-like family member 6
Exons: 4
Coding region: 420-1148 (242 amino acids)
Molecular function (GO): RNA binding
Source: RefSeq, a predicted model, not a curated record